AUGAAGAACGGAUUGGUUUCGUAUGCCUCAUUCACGCUCAAUGGAACGUAUAUCUCUGAAUGCUCCAGUUAUAUCUAUCUAGGUCGAGAAAUCAAUAUGAUGAACGACCUAGCUCUAGAGCUGAGCAGAAAACAAGCUGCUUGGGGAGCUUUCAAGAGCAUCGAGGAUGUAAUGAAGAGAACAAAGAACGCCCGACUCCGUGCCCACCUUUCCGACUCAACGGUACUUCCUGCCCUUACAUAUGCGUCAGAAACCUGGUCGCUGCGUAAGCAAGAUGAAAGGUCACUCAGCGUUAUCGAACGCGCAAUCGAAAGGACGAUGCUAGGAGUAUCUCGUUUCACAAAAGUAAGGGAUGGGAUCCGAAGCUCCGAUCUGCGUCAACAAUCAAAGAUGAAAGAUGCCGUUCUGUACGCCAAACAGUCGAAAAUAAGGUGGGCCGGACACGUAAUGCGUAUGAAUGACAACCGAUGGAUAAGAGCCCUUAGUGACUGGAUUCCUCGGGAUGUCAAACGCGCUGCAGGAAGACCACCGACCCGAUGGUCAGAGUUUUUCACAAAGAGCCUUGAAGAAAGAUAUGAUGCUCGACGAGUUCCUAGAGCAAGCAGAACCCACUGUGCUACUCUUUCACGCGACAGGGAAAAAUGGAAGAUUUACUGGCGCCCGCUCGAGUCACUCGACGAUCAACGGGACUACAGGUGA
This is a messenger RNA of Angiostrongylus costaricensis, 699 nucleotides long. NCBI's taxonomy places the organism in Eukaryota, Metazoa, Nematoda, Chromadorea, Rhabditida, Metastrongylidae. The record is from the annotation of a GenBank genome assembly.